AUGAAUUCACUUGAUUUGUCAGCCGAACAUAUAAAACAAAUUGAAUUGUUAGAUGAAGAGAAGAAGGCAGAGCUACUGUCAAACUAUGAAUUAAAAAAUCCUAGGUGUUCUGCUUUUCACUAUGUUGCGCUUUUAAAAGCUAGUCGGAUUGAAUUCAUUUGGAAAAAGAAAGUCGACGGUUCAGCAUUUUGUUCCCUACUAUCGUCAGUAGAGAUUUCUCUUCGUACCAACAAUGUUGAAUGGGUUUAUGACUUUUUAGAUCUCGAGGGCCUUGAGGCACUAGCCGAUCUAAUGUUACAAUGUAUGUAUUUUCUAUCAGGACAGGACACGACAUUCGGCCCACGAAUAUUGUGUGGGACUAAAUCCUCAGACGAAACUUACCGGGAUCGUUACAAAAUGUCUUGCUAUUCAGAAGUUCCUAACUUCAUCCGUAAUAGUAGCAUAAAGUCAACCCAGUUUUCACCAAACAAUGCAUUUUUACCCACAUCCAUUAUUCACAGUAGCUGUUCACCAAAAGGUUCUCUACUCACUGCAUCGUUCUUAGACUUUCUCGAGGAUUGCUUACAUCUGUCUCUUCGUUCACUUAAGGCCAUAUUGAAUAAUCAGAGAGGGUGUAGAAAAGCUAUGGAGUAUGCACUUGCCAUUAAUCUAGUAACAUUUUGUCUUCUGCAUCCUAAUUAUUCAACAAAAACGCUAGCACUAGAUAUGCUUACUGCAUUGUGUCUGAUUGAAGGUGGUCACGUGAAAGUCUUGCAAUCCUUCGAUAGGUUACGCGUUGUGAUGGGUGAAGGAUUGAGAUUUGAGCUUCUUUUAGCAGCAUUCAGAUACCACGAGUCGCUUGAUGAAGAAAGCUACAAUCUAGAUUUUGCAGUAACAUGCGUGCAAUUUCUCAAUAUUAUUGUUCAUUCACCAGAGAAUAUAAAUUUACGAGUAUAUUUACAAUAUGAACUCCACUUACUUGGAUUUGAUGAUUUGUUAAAACAAAUUCGUGAUCGUUCUGGGUCACGAUUAAAAGUUCAAAUUGAAGCCUAUUUAGAUAAUCGUGUAGAUUGUUCAUUACUACUAGAAGAUGCUGAAGCUAAGGAGGCAGCUGUUCUGGAACAAGAACGUUUGGAAAAGCAAUUGGAAUCAGAAAUGGCUAUAGCUAGAAAAUCUGAGAGAAUUUUAAGCUCAAAGAAACUGAACUUCUUCGUGUUGCUGAAUCACUACGUAUAA
Messenger RNA from Schistosoma mattheei, 1215 nucleotides. NCBI's taxonomy places the organism in Eukaryota, Metazoa, Platyhelminthes, Trematoda, Strigeidida, Schistosomatidae. The record is from the annotation of a GenBank genome assembly.